Molecule: messenger RNA, 807 nt
Organism: Candida tropicalis MYA-3404
Lineage: Eukaryota; Fungi; Ascomycota; Pichiomycetes; Serinales; Debaryomycetaceae
Exons: 1
Coding region: 1-807 (268 amino acids)
Source: RefSeq, a predicted model, not a curated record
AUGUCCAUGCUUUCAUCUACAAUUGAUACAUUGAUAAGUGAAGCUGGUGGUAUGGUUGAACAAAUACUUCCUUUAUCCAAUAAUUCUAGCAAGUUAAAUGGGAGUCGGGGUUCUUUAUCAAGCACAGCUGAAGAAAUGACACCAAGUGCAAGUAUUGAAGAACUUUGUACUGCAGUUGACGAAUUACCUGUGGAAACAUCCCUUAUUGAAAUUGACGUUAAUUCAAUUGGUUCAGAUAUUAAUACCAUCCACCGUUCUAAUGAAUCUGGUCCUCCUCUUUUUGAAAGAACUGUUUUGCAAUAUCAUGAUAUUCAAGUAAAUAUCCCCGAAUCACGAGUUAGUUUAACUGCUACAGAAGUUGAUACUGAACCUUCGUUGAGCCAUUCGUCAACUGGUGUACUUGAAUCUUCUGCCAUCAAACCUCAAAAAAUGCCUUCACCUAAGAGAGAUUCCGUUCAUAAUGUAUACGAUAUUGAAGAACUCAUCCACGAACGAGAACUUCAAGAGGAAGAAGGUGGUGCUGCCGUUGCUGCUGCUGUUGCUGCUCCAGGUACUCCGGAAAAGAAAAUUAAUCCAGUUAGUCAAACUUUAAAGAUGAAUGCGCCGAUUAAAAAGUUCAAACUAAGUAAUGCUGCAAAUGGAUAUGGCGAUAUUGAUGAGGCUCCGCUCAUUAUUAAUAGCCCUAUUGCUAGUGAAACCAAAUUGCCAAGUAAUAAUGCCUGGGUAUUGCAUGAUUAUGAACAUUUAUUUGGCUCUAAGAAUUUCCAAAGAGAAAUCGAUUUAGCUAAAUCAUUAAGAUUUCAUUGA